Lodderomyces parapsilosis is the source of this 546-nucleotide messenger RNA. RefSeq lists its product as uncharacterized. Bases 1 to 546 code for a protein of 181 amino acids. Gene Ontology annotation, molecular function: zinc ion binding; protein binding. The record is from RefSeq and is a predicted model, not a curated record. The transcript has a single exon. Gene Ontology annotation, cellular component: cytoplasm. NCBI's taxonomy places the organism in Eukaryota, Fungi, Ascomycota, Pichiomycetes, Serinales, Debaryomycetaceae.
AUGAAAGUCACAAUCAGAUUAUCCACUGAAUCAUCGUUCCAAGUCACCAUCCCCGACAACUCAACAGUCGAAGAUUUGAGAAACAGCGUUAAAGUUGCAUCACCAUCCCCACUCCCCAAAGAUUUCAAGUUGAUAUUUAAUGGGCAGAAACUACAACCACACAACGAACCGUUGUCGUCAUUGGACAUGAAACCAGAGAAUGAGUCCAUACAAGUUAUAUUGAUGGCACAAAGCACAGACACUCCACCAAUAUCGCCGCAAGUUUCGUCCAACAACCUCGCAUCGAUCACUUCUACGUCUUCGUCCUCCACCACUUCCACCGCAAUCAAAAAGACCAAGAAAAAGAACAAGUGUUCUUUCAAAUCAUGCAAUUCCGCACCUUUGAGAAUGGUUGGCACUUGCUCCCAUUGUCAAGGUAAAUUUUGUGCCAAACAUAGAUUAUUGGAGGACCAUAUGUGCAUUGGUCUUCAGUAUUGCAAGGAUGACGCACACGAGUCAAAUGCUAUGAAGUUGCAAAAUGAAAGUACAAUUGCAAGUAGGGUUUAG